Molecule: messenger RNA, 1047 nt
Organism: Closterium sp. Naga37s-1
Lineage: Eukaryota; Viridiplantae; Streptophyta; Zygnematophyceae; Desmidiales; Closteriaceae
Source: the annotation of a GenBank genome assembly
AUGAAAGGCUCUUCACGGGCUCCCCUUGUUCUUCCUGCCUCUCUCCCGUCUUCUCUCCUUCGGCCUCUCUCUUCCCUUUCCUCUCCUGAUCACCGCCUCGCCUCCGCAUCACAUUCCCGGGCGGCGCCAGUACUUCCCCUUUCCGCCCGCCACGCCCUGCUCGACCCGCUCUUCCUCUCCGCGCCACUCCCCUCGCUAGACGCCGCCCUCCCCCUCCUCUCGCUCUCCCCCUCCAUUUCCGCCUACACUGCGCCCCUCCCUACCUCCCUCCCUCCCUCCCUCCCUCCCUCCCUCCCUCCCUCCCUCCCUCCCUCCCUCCCUCCCUCCUCCCUCCCACCCCCACCCCUUAUCCGUUUAGGCUGCUCCUCAUCGCCAUCUUCUGGCUUGCCUGACGAGGAGACUGCCAAAGAAGCCGUCAGGCCAGGAGGCUUAGAGGGCCCGCCUGCAGCUUCUCCUCCUCACACGUGUCCAAACGUUACUGGAGCAGGGAGCAUGCACGACCCCUUCCGACCUUCCCUCUUCCCGCUUCUGAGUCAUCCCCGUCUCUGGUCAGUCUUGAGCCUCCUUGCCCAACCAGUCACUGGAUCUCGUCCCUCAUCUGCCAAUCUCUCACCACCACUGCCACCACCACUUUCACCCUUUUUCCCCCUUUCCACUCUCUGCCUUAAUCCCUUUGCCUCUUUUCCCCUCUCUGCCUCCUUCCCCCUUUCCUCCUUACAAACUCCACCUGAGAGGACCCCUCCCCACGCGCCACAGGGGAUUUCUCGUCAGCCAGAACAGCGCAUAUCUCGCUCGGACAGUGCACGCCCCUCGCCGUCGCAGAGCUUCUCCCAUCGCCCUCACCCCCCUCUCUCCUUACCUUCGGAUGCGCCUCUCCACUCGCCGUCGCAGCUUCUCUUGUCGCCAUCGCUGCGCCGCCUCUCCCCUCGCCGUCACAGCGCCCUUCCCGUCACUCUCGCCACGCCUCUUCCCUCGCCUCUCAUCUCUCCCCACGCCGUCACAGUGCCUCUCCCCCUUUCCGCCGCAGUGCCUAUUCCGGGGGUGUAA